This is a messenger RNA of Acanthoscelides obtectus, 528 nucleotides long. The record is from the annotation of a GenBank genome assembly. Lineage: Eukaryota; Metazoa; Arthropoda; Insecta; Coleoptera; Chrysomelidae.
AUGAAAGACCAGGAAAGACUCCGAGUUGUCGAACGCAAAAUUGUCCGAAGAAUUAUGGGAACAAUAAAAGAAGACGAAGGACUCAGGCUACUUAGAAACGUGGAAAUUCUGGGAGUGCUGAAUGGAGAAGAUAUUGUGCUGUUGUGGCAGGUUGCCCACAAAAAAAGCGUUGAUUACAUUCCAACAGCCUGUGCUGAAGAAGAAACAAUCACCGAAGAAGCAUCUAGAAGUGCAGGACCAGUACUGAAAGCUACCACAAUGAAAGCCGGAUCCAGUAAGGAGCCUUCUAAAAAAAAGGAAAACGAGGAUUAGUGGAAACCGAUGAAACACGAGAUUUAUCAAUAACAGAGCUCCAACGUAUCGUUUUACUUGAACAACUACAAGUGUUUCGGCUAGCUAAGGAACUGCUACUUGACAAGAAAAAUAUUAAUGAAUCUGAUCCAAAUUUAUCAACUUUAAAUGAAAGUGCAGAAACUGGAAAUCCAAUUUUCAUGAGCCUAUUUCCAGGGCAGAACUGACAGAAAUACU